AUGGCCGACGCGGUCAAAAAUCUCCGAAUAGUCAUUGUCGGUGCCGGCAUGGGUGGCCUGGCAUCGGCCUUGGCUUUGGCAAAGGAAGGAUUCCAAAAGAUUGACGUCUACGAAUACGCCGCUGACCUGGGAUUCGUUGGCGCUGGUAUCCAGCUCGCACCUAAUAUGGCUCGAGUUCUGGAUCGGCUGGGCGUGUGGGAGCCGAUUGCAAAGGAGGCCACCAACAUUCAAGAUACUAGCAUCAGACAAGGUGCAACGAACGAGGAACUCGGUCAUGUAGAGCUGGGCUACAUCGAAAAGACCUAUGACUAUCCUCAUAUGGUGGGCCAUCGUUUCUCGCUAGCCAACUCCAUGUUCGAAGGCUGCCAAAAGGAAAAAGCCAUCACUUUCCACUUCAACACCAAGAUCGACGCCAUCGAUUCCUUUGGGCCAAACCCAGUCAUCGUCGCUACGCCUCGUGACGGAUCGGAUCCUUACAAGGUAGAAGCAGAUGUCUUGCUCGCUGCCGAUGGAAUCAAGAGCAACAUUCGCAUCGAAAUGCUCAAGCUACUGGGUAUCGACGCCCAGGUCGUUGAUACUCACCAAGCUGCCUACCGGAUCAUGAUCCACCGAGACCAGAUCAAGGACGACCCGGAGCUGCUCGCUCUUCUCGAUAGCGACACCGUCGUUCGCUGGAUCGGCGCAAAGCGGCACAUCAUAGCCUAUUCAGUUGACAAUAAGAACAUCUACAAUUUAUCUACCACUCAACCAGACACAAACUUCGCGGCUGCCCCGUCCGCAACAUAUACCACAAAGGGAUCCAAGACGGCGAUGCUUGGUGUAUUUGAGGAUUUUUGCCCUAUGAUUCAGCGCAUGCUCAACUAUGUACCGGAGGGAGAAGUGUGCGAGUGGAAGCUUCGAGUGCACGCGCCGCUACCCACCUGGAUCCAUAAUACUGUGGCUCUGGUGGGUGACGCUUGCCAUCCUACACUGCCUCAUCUGGCCCAAGGCGCUGCCCAAGCCAUUGAAGACGGAGCCGUUCUUGGUGCUGCUCUCGCCCGUCUUCCUGAUACCUCGCCUGAAUCCAUCAAUAAAGCUCUUCGCGUAUACGAAAAAGUGCGCAAGGACCGCGCCGAAGCACUCGUUGAGCUCGCCGCAGCCUCUGGGCGGACGCUGCAUCUUGGCGAGGGUGCUGACAAGGAGGAGCGAGACAAGCAGUUUGCUGCCUUGAAGCAGGGAGACGGCAAAGUGCCUGACAAGUGGGCUGAUGCUGACGUUCAGAAACUCAUUUAUGGGUUCGACUGCACCAAGGUGACACAGGACUCGUUUGAUGAGAUCUUUAACAGUCUAUCUGCACCAAACGGACUCAGCUCAACUAAUGGAGCCAGCGAUGUUGCUCAUAUUUAA
This is a messenger RNA of Talaromyces rugulosus, 1386 nucleotides long. RefSeq lists its product as uncharacterized. Gene Ontology annotation, molecular function: FAD binding; monooxygenase activity. The transcript has 3 exons. The record is from RefSeq and is a predicted model, not a curated record. Lineage: Eukaryota; Fungi; Ascomycota; Eurotiomycetes; Eurotiales; Trichocomaceae. Bases 1 to 1386 code for a protein of 461 amino acids. Gene Ontology annotation, biological process: secondary metabolite biosynthetic process.